Molecule: messenger RNA, 2111 nt
Organism: Xiphophorus couchianus (Monterrey platyfish)
Lineage: Eukaryota; Metazoa; Chordata; Actinopteri; Cyprinodontiformes; Poeciliidae
Exons: 21
Coding region: 84-1460 (458 amino acids)
Source: RefSeq, a predicted model, not a curated record
GACGAAUGUGACUCCUGCACAACGCAUUCACUUUGAGAAAAACAGGACAGUGAGAAGACUGAAAGGCAACUGCAGAUCUGAUUAUGGCGAAGCAAAACAAUGAACUCCUCCAGAGAAUUACGACCCUUGAAGACAUUGAACAAAAGGAAUAUGAAGACAUGGGAGCUGCUUUGGAAAAUGUGCAAGAAAACGUAAAAUCCCUCCACCAACGCAUUAAUCAGGUGAAAGACUUUCAACGCCAUCACCAGCUUGGGAUGAGCCCUGAUCUGGUACAGGCAGAAAAAAAGGUCAUAUCAAUAUGGCAAAGAAUCCAAAGGAUCGCUGGUUUUCAUCAAAGUCAACAUGCAGAGACACGUUCUGCUCUCCAGCAAGAGAGGGAAAGCCUGAAAUUUCUGUGGGAAAGUUCAUCCUUCCAGAACACGGCCGAGGCCACAGAGGAAAGAAACAAUUCACAAUCAACAGGAAGAAACCAGCAGCAGAACCAGAACCAGUCGAAGACAUCAAUCAUCAGCCAUUUCUUCAGCCGACAGAAAACAGCCACAAACACUGAAACACAGGAACAGAAAUCUGAUCUGAAAAUGGAAGAGGAGAAACAUUUACAAAGAAUUGAUAUGAUAGAAAACCAUCAACAAGAGCAACAUCAACAAAUAAGAGAUGAUUUAAAUCAAGUUGGAAAAGAAAUGACAGAACUCCAACUCAGAAUUCAUCAUAUUGAAACCACUCAACGUUUUGAAAUAAGAAUGAAAGAGAUGGCCGGAGAACUUCAAGCCACUAGGUCUAAUCUAAAAGAAAAAGAAGAAGAACUAAAUUUUUUCAAAGACAGACAAAGUGAGAUGGAUAAAGAACUUCAAACCACCAGGUCUGUUCUAAAUAAAACAGAGGAAGAACUGAAAUCUUUCAAAGACAGAGUGGCUUUGGAAGUUGCUCCCUCAAUAAAAACAGGAAACACUAUGAGCCUCAACAGCCCAGUCAGUAAAAACAGAAUAAGAGAAAUGUAUGAAACUCUGAGAUGUGACUGGCCAAAAAUCAAAGAAGAUUUGAAGUUAGCUGGGGAAAAACCAGAUUCUGUCCAAAACAUGAUUCAGAAACAGUUUACCUUGUCAAGAACAGACAUGGAAGAAAAGAAUGUGAUGAUAUCAAAUUUCUUUGAGUUGAAUAAGUCCAAACAUGGAACAGAAUCUCCAGAGGUUAAAGAAUACUUGCUGUUAGCAAUUCAGAAUCUGCAGCUGGCGAUCUACAAUCAGAAAUAUGGCAACGGUUCACAGAAACCCUUAUCUGCACAUGAAGUCACAAACCAUAAAGAUAUGAUGGAGUAUUUGAGCUCUGAAUGCUACUGGCUUGGAUGUCUGAUGGCUCUGAAUAAUCCUCCCAUUAAUCCGGACUGGGAGAAUCACGCUGAGUCAAUGGACAAAUGGGACAUUCUCCCCCGAAAUAUUACAGCUGCUUCUGUAAAGAAGUGAGAGAAAAAAAUCAUGUUCUGUCAAGAUCUUUAGGAUUUCUUCAUGAAUCUUAUAAUUCUUUGUAACUGAACUCUAAAAUUGUAUGAGAUUUACAUGUUUUUCUUUUUUGUGGGAAAUAUUUAAUUAGGCAGUAAAACACAUAAAUUUGACUUUCUGGAACUGAAAUGAAGAAAAUAAACUUUCAGUUAGUAAUCUGUGAAGUCAAUUGUUACUUUUUGGUUAAUUAAGGGCCAUUUACAGUUGCAGUAUAAAGUAUCACUAGUUUUAUCUCUGUCAGAGUUUACUAUAAACUUUGGCAAAGUUUGAAAAUGUUUCAAUUUAUAUCAAUAUUUUAUGCAUUUAAAAUGUCCUAAAUUGGAUCAGGUUCAAAGAAGGAUACCAUUUCACAACUUGAUUAAAGUAUAUUAGGGUUUUAAAAAAUGUGAAGUAGCAUUUUUUAUUCUUGAUCUUAUGUUUUCGUAAUAAAAGUGGGUCAGAAAUCUAACAUUUUAUUUAAACAAAGAUUUUAAAGACGACUAAUAACAUGCACUGUAUAGAUCAGAAUUGUAUUUACCAAAUAUUUACAUAUUUAUUAUUGCCUGUUUUACUUUUAGUAGAUGAUUUCUUCAUUGGAUCCAUGUGAAUAAAUGUAUUAUCUAUAAAAAACAUGAA